Messenger RNA from Penicillium vulpinum, 1515 nucleotides. RefSeq lists its product as uncharacterized. Bases 1 to 1515 code for a protein of 504 amino acids. Lineage: Eukaryota; Fungi; Ascomycota; Eurotiomycetes; Eurotiales; Aspergillaceae. The transcript has 2 exons. The record is from RefSeq and is a predicted model, not a curated record.
AUGUGGUCUAAAAGACCGUUUCACAGGCCCAAACGGCCCUCGAUCAGCGGCCCCAUAAUGAACGGCAAUCCACCCACCACGUCAGACCCUGUGCAUGAUUUCUCAAAACAGUUGCCCGCUCUCCCUGACGAUUUGCAUUCGUCUUUACAACCGGAUCGUGAUGAUAUCAAUAAAAGACACUCAGACAUCUCGCCUGCUGUUUCGCCAAUUCUUGAAGCUCAAAGACGGGGAAGCCAAGGUAGUUUCUGUGUCUCGCCUAUCAGAGACGGAGAGCAAUUCCCUCGUUAUGCGCGACAGGAGACUCGAUCCUCCUCAUCGCCAACUCCUAUUCCCAAGGUAGACUAUGUUGACAAUACUUCUCGUUCCCGGGCUCAGCCCGUCCAACCAGUUCAACCAGUUCAACCUCCUCAGAACGAUCAGGGCUCUAGGCGAUUUAUCUCUGGCAAACCAACGCGCUGGGAUGACUUUUCGGGUGAACCAACCUCGACUGAUGCUGGUAGAGCUAGCCAAGUGUACCCCCGCAGUACCUCCUUCCAGAAACCCUCCGGACCUCAUACGUCCAACCUGCUAAACUGGGGACAGGGUUUCAACCCCAAGAAGACCCUCAAUGCAGCUCGAAAUCGGAUCAGCAGCUUCUCGAAGACCGAGGAUCUUUCGCAAAAGGAACCCAGAAGUAGAUCAUCGUCGCGCGUAUUUCCAGUGGAAGAGCGUUCCAAUAAGCGCAGCGGCAAUGGCGCGGUAAACGCGAGAUCACAGACCGAUAACUUUGGCUUCGCUCCAACAACGGUAACCACUAUCACGGCCGGUGGUCCGGUGUCAUUUCCUCGGAGACUGGUAUCAGAGCACGCUCCAAGCCGACUGCCAGAGGAGGAAACGUCAACAUUCAAGUUUGACAAUGAUUUCAGCAAUAUGAUGCUUACGAGCGAUGAGCCUAGGAGUCGGUUCAGCGCAACUACAUACACAGCCACUGACCCCGGCAGUCAGGAUGGGAGCCCACGAGGUAGUAUGCAGCUCCAAACCCGGUCUACAGACGACGUAUCCACAUCCUCUAUCAUGUCCCGACGCCGCCCGGUCCCAAUCAGCGACCCGAUCUCGAAGAAGCCCGUCUCGGCCAAGCCUGUCCGAAAGCCCACUCCAUCCCAGGUCGCACAGCAGGUCGCCCAGAUGCCAGUGCAGUCCCCUUCGCCUCCACCUCAGCCUGAGGUGCCUCUAGAUGCGCAGGGCCGCAUUAGAGCAAUGGAGACCAAGCGGGAUGAGCUUGAUCAGCGCAGAAUCAAUUUAGAGACGUUGAUUUCUGAAUUAAGCAAGAUCAUUGAGCCUACUUCGGUUGCGUAUGAUCUGGCUGCUAAAGCUGAGGUCCAGAAGAGCAUUAAGGCCAUAGAAAUCGAGAUCGCGGAUGUUAAGAAAGAAUGGCACGAUCUUGGUCUGAAGAUCACUCGAGCGUGGAUUCGGCUGGACCAGAAGGAAAAUGCUGGCGAUGGCAAUAAUCUCUGGGUCAAGCGAGUCACGAGUUAG